Molecule: messenger RNA, 1941 nt
Organism: Penicillium cosmopolitanum
Lineage: Eukaryota; Fungi; Ascomycota; Eurotiomycetes; Eurotiales; Aspergillaceae
Product: fungal specific transcription factor domain-containing protein
Exons: 2
Biological process (GO): positive regulation of transcription by RNA polymerase II; DNA-templated transcription
Molecular function (GO): zinc ion binding; DNA-binding transcription factor activity, RNA polymerase II-specific; sequence-specific DNA binding
Source: RefSeq, a predicted model, not a curated record
AUGGAGGCGAAGAAUCGGGCGUUAUCAUCGCAGCUGGUUUCACACCAGACAUCUCAGCGGAGUGAAUCUAGUCAUGAGCAAGGCCAAGAUUCUCAAGCACCACCGCAGAGCCCCGACGCGGCUCCGUUCCCAUUCGACCGCAGUGAGGUCGCCGACGAGGUAUCAUUUCUCUCCCGACAGGCUGGUGGCGAUGGCCAGUAUCUGGGAGUUGCUAGUGGGGUUAUAUUUGCGGAUCUUGUUCAAGGAGUUGCUUCGUUGCAUCCACCCGUUCAGCAGGGACAGUCCGUCCACCGGACGUCUUUGCGAUCUGUUACGGCCCCACAGCCCACCUCCUCACUAUCGCUCGCACAGGAGACCUUACCACCGGAGAGAGUAGCUCGACAUUUACACGAAGCGUAUCUCAGUCAUGAUCAUCUCUGUUUUCCGUUCCUAAACCGCCACCUCGUACUCGCAAACCUUGACCGCAUUUACGCCGAUGGCUCUGUCCUGGAAAGAGAUGCUGGAAUGGCAUUCAUUUUCUACAUGAUACUUGCAAUAGCAAUGGCUAGUGCUCAUAAAUGCGAGUGGCAGUCUUUGCCUGAGAGCGAGAACUUCCAGGCUCGCGCCAUGGCUCGGGUGAACGAGGUCUUGCAGUGCACUGAUAUUAAAGCCCUCCAAGCGGUACUCCUUCUAUGUCAAUAUAGAAUGACCAGUUCGGCAGAGGAAACCUCGGCGAGCCUGUGGCAUAUGGUUGGAAUUGCUGCUCGAAUGUGUUUUGAAUUGGGACUGCACCGUAACCAGACUUACCGUGCCUCAACAAUGCCUCAUGCCACUAGCAACAACGAGUUUCUUACCGAGAGUGAGAUUCGUCGACGAUGCUUUUGGUCUGUUGUUGAUAUGGAUAGGGUUGUCAGUAUUACCUUGGGCCGGCCACUAGCUAUCCAUCUUGAAGAUGUAGAUACCACCCUUCCAGACCCGAAUCUUGACGAAUCGAAUGACAUAGAUGUGGAAAGACAUGAUGGAACCCCAUCCUCAACAGCAAUAUUCAAUCAUCUGACUCGAUAUCGGAUACUUAGCGGCAAAGUCAUGGUCUCACUUCAUAGCUCCCGUGGGCAGACUCAGGACGAGACAUCUACUGGAGCAACACGCUUGGCGUUGACUCAGGAGUUAGAGAAUUGGAGGAGCGAGACAGCAACUUUGUCUCUCAUCGCAGAUACCCAGAAAACGCGUCAAUCUAGUUAUCUGUCACCCGAGUGGUAUGAGCUGCUAUACUACAACACGCUGCUUAUGCUUUAUCGACCCUCACCGGCGCUAUCCAACAUCCCCACUCGCGCGCCUGUCGUACUUCAGCCUAUAUUCGACGCCUCGAAGGAAGCAAUCUCUCGGUAUGCAAUGUUGCAUACAUCCCAACGCAUAAACUAUACCUGGAUCACUCUGCAUGCAGUUUUCAUGGCCGGUCUGUCUUACAUUUAUGCCGUGAGCCGCCAUUUCCGCGCACGCCGUGCAACCACAGACGCCUCUAAUUCUGCCGCUACACUUGCAAUUGACCCAACGAUUCUUGAAGUGGUCAAUACUUGCCGGUCUUGCUCGAUUGUACUGGUAGCGGUAUCAGAGCGCUGGGCUACACCGCGUCAUUGUCAUAAAGUGUUUGACCGUCUCGGUGACGCUGUUCUUGCCGAUGUCAUUUCAUUUUUUACCAAGUCACAAUCGGCUGGUCCGCUAAUACCGGCUGUUCAGCAAAAUCUGGCAUCAGAUACACUGGCCACGUCCCACGCAGAGUCACAACUUUCUGUGUUUGACCCCAGCGUUCAUAUAGCCCCCAUGCAAGAUUCUUCUCCUUCCGUAAUAGGUGUUGAUUCAGUGCUUCGAGAUUGUUUUGAAGAUUUGCAGCAUUUCCAUGAUGCACACGGAGGGGAUGGGCCGAUUCAACAACUCUCUCAAGACUGGCUACAUGAAAUCGGA